Molecule: messenger RNA, 1617 nt
Organism: Naegleria lovaniensis
Lineage: Eukaryota; Heterolobosea; Eutetramitea; Acrasida; Naegleriidae
Exons: 2
Coding region: 1-1617 (538 amino acids)
Source: RefSeq, a predicted model, not a curated record
AUGAAACCGACCGGAAGUAGGGUCAUUGAUUUUCAAAUUAAAUUAGCGCGAUAUACAGAAAAGCAAUUAAAUUUAGCGCUCAAAGUUUCAAAUUAUCAACAAAACAAUAUUGUCAUAUUAUUGUUUGACAAUUUAACUCAAUCCAUCGAUUCGGAAUAUCAAGCACAGUUAUCUUUAAUUGCUAAUACUCCUUUUCCUCCUUCUCCUCACAUUCCUCAAAAAUCGCAAACGUUGGUGACGUCAUUAUCCUUGAAUGAUCAUCUUCAUGAGCACAAUAAGAAUCAUCAAAUUCCUUCAUCACCCUCAACCACUGUAUUAUAUUCUACAAAAUACUUUUAUCACAUUCUUGCUGACUAUUAUUACAACAAUCCACAUGAAUCAGAAAAAUUACAACGAAUUUGUUUAGCACUUUUAACCAAUCAAUAUUUGCCCUCAAUAUUUGCAUUAUUAUUUUACAGAUGGAUGUUUGAUGCAAAUUCUCAAUCUUUGAGCUUGAUUCAUAUUAAUAUAUUUUUAAAAGGUGUCAAUCGACUAUUUUGGUCUGAUGUACAAAACAAAACUCUAAAGUAUGCUAGUUUAUAUAGGUUCAUUCAAAAUGAUGUCCUUCUUCAUGGAGAUUUUUCAUGCUUUUUUGAUCCUAUUAAUCCAUAUUCUUCAUUUCAUACUAUGAAACAUUAUAGUGAUAACAGUGAAGAUGACGGAUAUGUCACACCAGAUUUAGAUUCCAAAGAUUUAGAAAAUGUCAUGAAAUCUCCAGUGAUGGACGAAUUCAAAGAUAUUCGCUCUUCAUCUUCUUCUUCCUCUCAGACUGAUGAUGACGAGGCCAUUGUCAAUAUUCAAAAUGUGAUUCAGACCAAGAAAAUUGAUUUGAUUAGUUUAAUCGCUAAAUAUUAUUUUUAUUAUGAAAAUCGUGAUUCUCGAUACAAACUAAAACCAUACAUCAUUCAACUCUCAAAGAAAUGUGCAAUGGAUCCAUCAGAAUCGCUUCUCUUCAAUGAAAUGGAAAAGAAGAAUAGAAAAUAUAAUUCAAAUUCUCAGAUUGAUCAUUUUUCUAAUGAGAAUUUGAAUACAUUAGACGAAAAACUUAAUUUCAUGUUUGUUCUUAUUAGUGACAUGUUUGUAAAUGAGAAUAUUGCAUUUCUCUCUCACGUUUCUGAUGAAGAAAUUAUUCUAAGCCUUCUCACUCGAUUUAAGUUAUUUUCAGAAUUAGAAAUUACAAGUCGAACCAUGGUCAAAUUACAAGCAGCUAUUUAUGCAUUCACACGACCUGGAACUCCUUAUUUUCCUUCACGAGCCGUUCGGCACAAAGCAACAUCGACUCUUGAUGAAUUAUUUCCAAGUGGAAAAUAUGCACGUUGGUGGCUCUCUACAUCAUUUCGAUUAUUGUAUUAUGGUUGGCCAAUGUCUCUAUUGAAUUGGGUGAAAAACAAGUGUUAUCAAAUUGUACAAGCACCAAUUCAUGCUUGGGAAUUUUUAUCACGACAAUUCACAUUUGAACCUCCCCAGUUGGUUCUGCAAUACGAUGGACGUUUGUGUAAUGAUUCAGAUUAUCUCAAUUCGAGUACAGAUGAAGAGGCAGACGAUCAUACGACCUAUUCCAUAACAUUUAACAAGUAG